AUGAUCCAUCACCGAAGUCUCAACGAGAUCGUUAUAUUUUAUACGCCUAUAAGAUAUGCUUCGUUAUUUUUUGUAGUCGGAAUCUCCGCAGAUGAUAAUGAACUUAUAACACUGGAAAUUAUUCACCGAUAUGUCGAAGUGUUAGACCGAUAUUUUGGGAACGUAUGCGAGUUAGAUUUAAUCUUCAAUUUCCAAAAGGCGUACUUCAUCUUGGACGAACUGAUCAUCGCGGGCGAGAUGCAAGAAUCAAGCAAAAAGUCAAUCUUACGAGUGGUCAGUGCGCAAGAUCAAUUAGAGGACAAUGAAAUUACAGAGAAGGGUUGGCCCGAGAAUAACAGAAUUGGAUUGAGAGGCUAA
Paraglomus occultum is the source of this 357-nucleotide messenger RNA. Lineage: Eukaryota; Fungi; Glomeromycota; Glomeromycetes; Paraglomerales; Paraglomeraceae. The record is from the annotation of a GenBank genome assembly.